AUGGUCAGCUUCAGCGGUGUCCUCCUGAAAGACGAAGAUCAGGGCAUGCUAGGCCGCGGGGUGGGAGACCUGAGGAAGAAGUAUGAAGUGGGGGAGAAGGUGGGGGAGGGGCGGAGCGGCGUGGUGGUGCGCGCGUGCGUGGAGCGCAAGAGCCGGGCGCGGUUCGCGUGCAAGUCGAUCGCCAAGACGACGCUGGGGGAUGCGAAGAAGGUAGAGGCGUUGAGAGUGGAGGUGGCUGUGAUGGAAGCGGUGGGGUCGCAUGCGAAUAUUGUGGCGCUGCAUGACACUGUGGAGGAUGCUCAGGACGUGCAUCUGAUCAUGGAGCUGUGCGAGGGGGGCGACCUGCUGUCGCACGUCAACACAGCACCGCACAUCUCAGAGCGCCAUGCAGCCGCCAUUUGCCGGCGCAUCGCGGACGCCGUGCGCUUCUGCCACCGCCGCGGCAUCUGCCACCGCGACCUCAAGCCCGAAAACGUGCUGCUCGCCACUAAGGGGGCUGCUGGGGCCGACCUGAGAGUUGCAGAUUUUGGCAUCUCCACCUUCAUUGAGCCAGGCCAGCGCAUCCGCGGGUAUGCAGGCAGCCCAUUCUACAUCGCACCUGAAGUCCUCAACGGGCGGUACGGCUUUGAAGUGGACGUGUGGAGCCUCGGCGUCAUCCUCUACACGCUGCUCUCGCAGCGCCUGCCCUUCUGGCACAGCACGGACAUUGGCGUGUACAGAGCGAUCCUGAAGGGGCAUGUGGACACGCACACGGGCGCGUGGCUGCAUGUGAGCAAGGACGCUGUGCAUCUGGUGCGCCGCAUGCUGUGCCAGGACCCUGCGGAGAGAAUCACCCUCGACCAGCUGCUGG
Molecule: messenger RNA, 850 nt
Organism: Closterium sp. Yama58-4
Lineage: Eukaryota; Viridiplantae; Streptophyta; Zygnematophyceae; Desmidiales; Closteriaceae
Source: the annotation of a GenBank genome assembly